AUGGCGCGCCGCCAACAGUACGUCGGCAAGGGCGCAUUCCCGUUCGAAAAGCUGCCUGCAGAGUUGCGGAUCAGAAUCUCUGAAUUCUACUUCGAGACCGGCGAAAUCAUCGACAUCCAGCGCAAACGCAAAAUCACUGGCCACUACACCAGCGCAGUCAAGGGUCCGUGGAAGGUACGGGGCUACAAGCAUGUGGAGAUCAAGUCACGUACACCACGAGGAGCGCCAAAACGCAGGGCUAAAGCCUAUCUACCACAGAACGGUACAGCGCUACUGCGAGUCAGUAGGGAGAUCCUCAAGGACGCCCGACCUGUGCUUUAUGGGAAAACCGUCUUUCAGUGCUGCUUCCAGAAAGCAUUCUCGAUGUUCAUGCAGGGUUCUGCUAGAGCGUCCGACGUUCUGCGUCCCUUGAUCGGAUCAGCCUUGCGCAUCCUCGCAAACGUACCGAACAAGAUCGUUCAUAUCGAGGUCAUCUGGCACGAUGAGCAUUCAUGCCCCGAUCCAAAGGUCACAGCUCAGUCGAUCAAGGACUGGUUGGCCGACGCAGUCCAAAAAUCUGGACCUCGGUCCUACUCUACGGUCACGGAAAUGUUUGCACAUGUCGUGUUUGAUUUCGACUUUGUAUAUGCUCACGAUUGUGGCGGAAGGUGCUCCUCCAUGGAGGCCGCGGCCAAGGCUGAUCGGAAGCGCGUGCUCCUGGCAGCAACAAGAAAGCUGAUAGCUGAGACCCUUGACGAUGAUUUUGUCGACGGGCCAUUGACACCGGAGACGUUGAAGGCCGCACGUAUAGCCGACCGACUGCUUGGAAUCUAA
This is a messenger RNA of Recurvomyces mirabilis, 813 nucleotides long. RefSeq lists its product as uncharacterized. The record is from RefSeq and is a predicted model, not a curated record. The transcript is spliced from 2 exons. The coding region runs from base 1 to 813 and encodes 270 amino acids. Lineage: Eukaryota; Fungi; Ascomycota; Dothideomycetes; Mycosphaerellales; Teratosphaeriaceae.